Molecule: messenger RNA, 357 nt
Organism: Kwoniella botswanensis
Lineage: Eukaryota; Fungi; Basidiomycota; Tremellomycetes; Tremellales; Cryptococcaceae
Exons: 2
Coding region: 1-357 (118 amino acids)
Source: RefSeq, a predicted model, not a curated record
AUGAUGUUUACCACUAACUUUGACUUGAUUUUGCCACUUUACAAAGGUACCAAAGCAGCUGCCAUUCAAGCUUCAAUCGGUAAUGUUCCCUCUGGAAGUCUCUUCGCUAUUUAUCAGAAGGCAGCUACAGGUGCUAUGGGGAUUACAGCAAUCAUAACUGCGGCUGGAUUCAUACUUUGUCGAGAGAUAUUGGAGGAAACCUAUCCUCAAUUUUCGGUGUGGAUGCUUCUUAUCGUAAGUAUUGGCAUAGAAGAUGUUCUCACAAUGGCCCAAGAGAAGAAAGCAACAGGAGAUGAAGGCCGAGGUCAUUCAGAGAAAGUCAAGGAUGAUGGUACGACUAGGUGGAACUCGUUUUAA